Molecule: messenger RNA, 1479 nt
Organism: Diospyros lotus (date-plum)
Lineage: Eukaryota; Viridiplantae; Streptophyta; Magnoliopsida; Ericales; Ebenaceae
Product: phospholipase A1-IIgamma-like
Exons: 2
Coding region: 89-1258 (389 amino acids)
Biological process (GO): lipid metabolic process
Molecular function (GO): glycerophospholipid phospholipase A1 activity
Source: RefSeq, a predicted model, not a curated record
ACCCCCAUGAAGGCAAAUGCAUUCAGAUUUCAAACAAACACCAAUCCAUAUAUAUCCAUUUUCUCUGGAAGCAAACUAGACAGAAGCGAUGGCGGACUAUAGCAGCGUUGCCAAAAGAUGGAGGCUUCUCAACGGGGAAGACAACUGGAGCGGCCUAUUGGACGAGAUGGACAUCGAACUCCGGCAAUACAUAAUUCACUACGGGCAGAUGGCGCAAGCAACUUACGACAAUUUCAUCUCCAUGAAAGAGUCGAGAUUUGCAGGGCGCAACCGGUUUGCGAAGAAGAACCUCUUUGCUAGGGUUGGCCUAGAGCACGGCAAUCCGUUCAGGUACACUGCUACCAAAUAUUUCUAUACGACGGCGUCAACUGCCGUUGCGGGAGCAUUCAAAUUUUUGUCGCGAGAAGGGGAGAGUAAGGAGUCAAAUUGGAUGGGGUAUGUGGCGGUGGCUACAGACGAAGGGAAGGCUGCUUUGGGGAGGAGGGAUAUUGUGAUUGCUUGGAGAGGAACCAUCCAGGCUCUGGAAUGGGUUAAUGAUAUUGAAUUUAUUCAAGUGUCGGGUGAGGACAUACUUGGAGAGGAGCACGAUCCUAAGGUGCAUCGAGGAUGGCACUCUAUCUACACUUCAAGCGAUCCAGAUUCAAUCAUUAAGACUAGUGCCAGAGAUCAAGUUCUUAGUGAAGUUAGAAGACUAGUGGAAGAAUACAAGGACGAAGAGAUAAGCAUAACCGUAGUCGGCCACAGCUUGGGAGCAGCAGUCGCAACUCUGAACGCUGUCGACAUAGCUGCCAACGGAUUGAACAAGGGCUGUCCAGUGACAGCCUUCGUGUUUGCAAGUCCUCGAGUUGGUGAUUCAGGCUUCAAAGAGUUGGUCUCUGGGUUGAAGGAUCUUCGAAUUCUUCGUAUCCAUAAUGCCCUAGAUAUCGUUCCCAAGUAUCCAUUGAUAGCUUACUCAGAGGUGGGGGAAGAACUGAUGAUUGAUACUUGCAGGUCCCAAUACUUGAAGAGUCCUGGAAAUCUACAGACUUGGCAUAACUUGGAGGCUUACUUGCAUGGCGUCGCAGGGACACAAGGAUCAAAAGGAGGGUUCAAGUUGGAGAUUGAUCGCGAUAUUGCAUUGGUUAACAAAUCAAUGGAUGCUUUGAAAGAAGAGUAUCUUGUGCCUGGUUCAUGGUGGUGUGUGAUGAACAACGGUAUGGUUCAGCAGAGGGAUGGCACUUGGAAGUUGUUGGACCAUGAGCCGGAGGAGGACUUCUGAAUGUUUUCGUAUGGUUAAAAAAAGUUUAAAACUCUAUCAAUGAUUUGCUGUACUUUAAUUAAAUUCGUGUUCCCCUGAAGAUUUGUUUGAUUCAUCCAAUAAGUUAGCAGUGAAUUUGUGAAAUCUGUAUUUUUCGUUAAUUCAAUUGAUUAUUAUUGUAAAGUGUCCCAUUCAACGUGGCUCUUGGAAUCAUUAAGUACUCCGAUAUAAUUGUUAUUCUC